This is a messenger RNA of Zootermopsis nevadensis, 1202 nucleotides long. RefSeq names its product intraflagellar transport protein 25 homolog. Gene Ontology annotation, cellular component: intraciliary transport particle B; cilium. Gene Ontology annotation, biological process: intraciliary transport. The record is from RefSeq and is a predicted model, not a curated record. NCBI's taxonomy places the organism in Eukaryota, Metazoa, Arthropoda, Insecta, Blattodea, Termopsidae.
UCGCACCAAGUACUUGGCAACAAUGUUAUAGAACAAAUCACAGAUGACUUGAUGUUCGGAAUGAAUUCUUCGUCUGCUUUUGUUUGUAUUGGCAGUUUAAUUUGAUAUAUAUUCCGUAUUAUGAAUUGACAUUACUUGGUAUUACGUUAGUUGAGACUAUAAUUAUCUCGUAAUCAAGUAUGGGAGAGGUAGAAGAAUUGGCGUUAGAGUCGAGAGGAUGUGUAGUUUCAUAUUCGUCUUCUUCUUGUGGUAGUUACGACGAAUGUUCGAAAAUAAUUGACGGGCAAAGGAACACAUAUUGGUGUACUACUGGUCUCUAUCCCCAAGUCUUUAUCUUAACUUUUCCAAAUCCAGUAAUUAUUUCAUCAGUUAAGAUUAGAAGCUAUUUUGUGCGAUUAAUCUCUCUGGAAAAAAGUUCUGCUGAAAGUCCACAACGAUUUGAGUAUGUUUGUGAGACAGAGCUUGAUGUCACAGACCAUUGCCACCAAGUUGAGUCAUUGCAUGAAGCAAAGUUUAUUGCACGCCACUUGCGUUUCACAAUUAAAUCUGGAUAUGACCACAUAUGUGCUGUGUAUAGAGUGGAAGUUCACGGUGUCCAAAACAAGUCUGGAGGAGAUGAAAUAAGAGAUGAUGAGACAGAUAUACCUGAGUCUGUUGGGUUAGUUACCACUCCAAAAAGGCAAGCUGGUAGAAACUAAUCAGUGGUUCAUGUGAAUGAAAAAACACAUGUGCUUAACUCUUAUCUGUCCAUACAACAUACUUUAAAGAGUAGCCUCUUGAGUGAUGGUACUAGGAUGCUUGUUGGCCUGUCGUCAGUAGAACAUGGAAACCAUACAUCAUCGUCCAUGGUACCUCGAUAAGGGAAUGAAGUCGAUGAUGAUGGAGAGAAAGUGUCAUCACCUAUGGAAAGAAUUAACUGUAUGGCACCACAUGAUUCUAAUAAAUUCUGAUAAUUUCAUUAAUCGCUAACACCUUUACAUUCUGUUGAUUUUGUGCAUGCCUGUCUGCACCAGGUGCCCCUUUGCAGCAGUUACGCUGCAAAUUGACGUAACGUGGACUCUGACCGAUUUUGUUCUGAUUUGAAUUUGUCUUGAGGUGUGUAUUAGUAGUGUCUGAGUAAUUAAUACUGUCUAAAACACUUAUUUGUAUCAAGAAGUAUUUUCAUGAAGCUGGUAAAAAAGAUAAUGUAAUAUUUCUGUGUG